CGCCUCGGAAGUCUUCUACAGUCGUAUGCCCAUCUCUCUUCUCGCGCUCGAUCCACCUGAUGGGACUGUGUACGCAGCGGACCGCUCGUACCUUGCGGACAUUGCCCAUUACUCAAUCUCUAGCACCGAAGAAGCAGUUUGCUCGGUGGAGCCAGGUACAACAGAGGAUGUGGGGACGAUCCUCACAAUAGUGGGCUCCACGUCGACUCCAUUCGGGGUGAAAAGCGGCGGCCACGCAAACAACCCCAACUUCUCGUCCAGCACCGGCAUCCAGAUUGCUAUGACCCGCCUCAGCGCCAUCGACUACGACUCGAGCAGCGAGACAGUCGCAGUCGGCGCAGGCAACAUCUGGGACGAUGUCUACGCGGCUUUGGAGCCAUACGGCGUCAACGUCGUCGGAGGCAGGGUCAGCGGGAUCGGCGUGGCUGGGUUCACGCUAGGAGGUGGCUAUUCUUGGUUGACGAAUCAGUAUGGUCUGGCGCUGGACUCGGUCCGUGCGUUCGAACUGGUCCUCCCGAAUGGUACUGUUACCAACGUGACGCAAUCGACGUAUCCGGACCUCUUCUGGGGCCUGAAGGGCGGCUACAACAACUACGGGAUUGUGACGACGUUCACGCUGCAGACAUACCCACAAGGACUCGUCUGGGGCGGACAACUGAUCAUCCUCGGCGAAUACAUCGACCAAGUCAACUCCGCCACCGCCAACUUCGCAGCCAACGUCACCGAUCCUAAGGCACAGAUCAUCGCGACGUACGACUACGAGGAGGGCGCCCUGUUGGCCGCUGUGAUACUGUUCUACGACGCGCCUUCGCAACCUGCGGACAUAUUCGACGAGUUCCUCGCCAUAACGGCGCUCUCGACGAACAUCUCCACGCAGAGUUUCCUUUCGCUUGUGCAAGUCGAGCCGACGACGACGUCCGCGAACAUGAGGGGGUUCUCAAACACUGUACCCUUCAUGGAGAUCACCCUACCCCUGCUCGAGGCCAUCGUAGCCCAACUCGAGUACUGGGGCACCGCGCUAGCAAACAGCUCCACGACCCUCGUGAGCUACGACGUCGAGCCCUUCCUGCCCACGAUCCUCACGCACGGGGGCGCCUCCGCCUACCCGUGGACGCGCGCGCAGCGCUUCCUCCCGUUCAACAUGGACUUCUUCUGGACGGACGCGACGUACGACGACGCGUUCUACGCCGCGAUCGUCGCGUCCUCACAGAACCUCACCGACACCGCCGUCGCGGAUGGCCAGACGCUCGUCAUGGGGGCGCCGCUCUAUCCAAACUAUGUGCUGUUUGGGACGGGCGUGGCGAGCAUAUAUGGGGAGUCCCUCGCGGAGAUGACGGUGUUGAAGGAGCGGUACGACCCGGAGAACGUCAUGGGGCUCACGGGAGGAUGGAAGAUCCUGGUAUGAGGCUGGAACCUUGCUGAAGCAGGUCUACGACACAGUCAUCAGAAUGUCGACACGGAUGCUACGUGGCAAGACUUAUGGCCGGUAUACAUGUAGGAGUGCGGUAUGCAUUUCUAGGGAAGUAGACCUGUUAAUUGUGUAUGCAUCCCGAGACCUAUCUACAGUAGUGUCUGCAUCGAUUUCAGCGAGCAAUCGCAAAUCCGGGACACGUAUCCCUAAAGUCACGUCCGCCGGCCCUCCACCACCGCAAGCUGUCCCCUCACAGGCACGAUCGUCUCCGUUCCAGGCCCCGGGAACCCACGCACAUCCGUCUCCCUCCUGAACACCACACAAUGCGUCGAGCCCCCAAAGUGGAACAUCCCCAGCUGGCCGCCCUUCUGCACGCGCUGCCCCUCCUGCACCGUGAUCUCGCACGAGG
Messenger RNA from Rhodofomes roseus, 1820 nucleotides. RefSeq names its product FAD dependent oxidoreductase. The coding region runs from base 26 to 1405 and encodes 459 amino acids. Lineage: Eukaryota; Fungi; Basidiomycota; Agaricomycetes; Polyporales; Fomitopsidaceae. The transcript is spliced from 10 exons. Gene Ontology annotation, molecular function: FAD binding. The record is from RefSeq and is a predicted model, not a curated record.